Molecule: messenger RNA, 3765 nt
Organism: Phasianus colchicus (ring-necked pheasant)
Lineage: Eukaryota; Metazoa; Chordata; Aves; Galliformes; Phasianidae
Source: RefSeq, a predicted model, not a curated record
GGGGCUGGUUCUCUGGUUGGAGAUCCCUCCCUUGUGGAAUUUCUCUUGUGAGCCUAGCUCUUUGGAUAUGGUGCCUUGCUGGCUUGUGAGAAAGGUACAGAAUGGCUUACAGCGUGACUCUGAAUGGACCUGGACCAUGGGGCUUCCGACUGCAAGGGGGCAAGGACUUCAACAUGCCUUUGACCAUCUCCAGAAUCACUCCUGGCAGCAAGGCAGCACAGUCACAGAUGAAUCAAGGGGAUCUUGUGGUAGCCAUUGAUGGAGUCAAUACUGACAGCAUGACUCACUUAGAGGCUCAGAACAAGAUCAAGUCAGCAAGUUACAACCUGAGCCUCACUCUUCAGAAAUCGAAACGUCCAGUGCCAGUUUCAACCACACCACCCAAAAUUGACUCACCCAGAGCUGUAAUUCCCCACCAGAAGGUUAUAACCAACACCACUUCCAAUACGGAUUUCACGGAGCGUUUCAACCCCAGUGUCCUGAAGGACUCUGCCCUGUCUACACACAAACCCAUUGAGGUGAAAGGCCUAGGCGGCAAGGCUACUAUAAUUCACGCCCAGUAUAACACCCCAAUCAGCAUGUAUUCCCAAGAUGCCAUCAUGGAUGCAAUUGCAGGCCAGGCACAAGCCCAAGGUGGAGAAUUUGCUGGUACCCUUCCUCUUAAAGAUCCUCACGUAGACAGUGCAUCUCCGGUGUAUCAGGCUGUUCUCAAAACUCAGAACAAGCCUGAAGAUGAAACUGAGGACUGGAGCCGCCGUUCUGCCAACCUGCAGUCUAAGUCUUUUCGCAUCCUUGCCCAGAUGACUGGAACGGAGUUCAUGCAAGAUCCAGAUGAAGAAGCCCUGAGGAGAUCAAGAAACACAAGCCAGUCAUAUACACCAGUGCCAGCUUCUGCAAGCUAUGGUGAAAGUCCUGCUGCUUCUGCUGCUUCAAAACCAAGAGUCGUCACUACUGCUAGCAUUAAGCCCUCUGUCUAUCAGCCAGCACCUGCACCAGCUCAUUCCUACACCCCUGCCAACACGGAGCCGGCAAGCCGUCCUCCCUGGGUAACAGAUGAGUCAUUUUCCCAGAAGUUUGCACCUGGAAAAACCACCACCACUGUCACAAAGAACAUCCUUCCGAGGGGUGCUCCAGUACCACCUCCUGCCUCUAAAUCUGCAUACCCGUCUCCAGUUUCAGCUUCUCCCCUGGCUCCUGCAAUAGCCCGAGGAACAAUUCAGAGGGCUGAGCGUUUUCCAGCCAGCAACCGAACUCCUCUCUGUGGGCACUGUAACAGCAUAAUUCGGGGUCCUUUCCUAGUAGCCAUGGGUCGCUCUUGGCACCCAGAGGAAUUCAACUGUGCUUACUGCAAGACAUCCUUGGCUGAUAUGUGCUUUGUGGAAGAGCAGAAUAGCGUGUACUGUGAGCGCUGUUAUGAGCAGUUCUUUGCACCAACCUGCUCCAGAUGCCACACUAAGAUCAUGGGGGAAGUGAUGCAUGCCCUAAGACAGACUUGGCACACGAGUUGCUUUGUUUGUGCUGCUUGUAAGAAGCCAUUUGGGAAUAGUCUCUUUCACAUGGAAGAUGGAGAACCUUACUGUGAGAAAGAUUACAUUGCUUUGUUCAGCACAAAAUGCCAUGGCUGUGAUUUUCCUGUUGAAGCUGGAGAUAAAUUCAUUGAAGCCCUUGGACAUACUUGGCAUGAUACCUGCUUCAUUUGUGCUGUAUGCCAUGUGAAUUUGGAAGGUCAACCAUUCUACUCCAAGAAGGACAAGCCACUGUGCAAGAAGCAUGCCCAUGCCAUCAAUGUUUAAAAAAAGAGCUGGAAGUCAGUAAUGCUGGGGAAACCUGAUGACUAAAUGAGCAAAUAUAAAGUUGAUAACCAUGGCUAGCAUUUGUCUUGGUAGAAGCUAUAAAGUUGAUAUUUCUAAAGUUUCAUUUUAACCUUGUUUCUUAGAAGCAGAACAUGCUUUUGCGUGGUUCAUACAAAAUAAACAAUCAAAACCAAAUUAAAUACUCCAUUUAAAAACAGAUUAUUAGUGCAGCAGUUUGGAGCAAUACUGAUUAAAACCUGUGAUUUAAAAUGUAAUAUGUAAAUACAGUUUAAAAUGAACUACCCACAGCAGUUUUACUGCUUAGACCACACACUAGUGUUUAAGAAUAACAGGAAAAGUCCUGUUAUUGUAAUUGUAAUAACUCACUCUCUUGUAAUAGCUCAUUUUCUUUCAUAAAAAGAAUGAGUAAGUGCUAUACGAACAAUAAUCAGUAGAACCAAAGGGCACAGCUUUCAAAGGGAAAUAAAUAGGUUAGGGUUUCCUCUAUGAAAAGUGUGUGCUAUUCCUUUAUGUUGUGGUGCUACCUCAUAGCAUCAAAUAUUUUAGAUUCUUUCCAAAUAAGAAGUUUGCCUUGAAUCCCUAUGUAGCUCUGAAGCCUAGGAGACAAUGAGUAGCUUAGUUUGAGAAUGGAGUGGAAAUGGAAUUAACUCCUUCCACGCCCAAUAAGAUUGAGGAAAGCAUGUCAACCUUGCUACUGCACUUGGCUUAUACGCGAGCAGUAGAUACCUCACUUUCAAAUCUUAAUGGAAAAGGCUAACUGGCUUUGUCCAGCCUGCUCUUAAAUUGAAUGGAAUCAGGCUGGCUGGAAAGGAACUGCGGCUAUUAAUUCAAAACCAGUUUGCCUUUCCUCUUGUGGAAAAAAAACCUAAACGUUACUUUGGUUUAUAAUGUCCAUUGAUAUAAGUGGGAGGUGGGAACCCAUUUCUGGAUUUUUAACACUGAUUAACAAUGAAGACACAUUUCUAUCUAGUACAGCUAGAAAGUGGGAGAUAGCUUGCAAAUGUCGCCAAAUCUAUCCCACAUACAUAGAAAAAAGGCACCUUUAUUUCUCCUGUAGAAUGUAAUCAAUCAAUGUUUUAUCAGUGUAAAUGAAUGUUGAUAAAAAUUCAUUGGGCAGCACAACACCACAGACAGAUGCUUUUUAUUGUUUUCCUCAGUUUAAAUAUAACGCGUUCUGCAUCGUAGCAUUUGCCAUCGUAGGACAGCAGGCCUUGACAUUUCAUCAUAGUCCUAUUUUUAAAUAUUUUAUAAAAAAACUUCGAAGUUGCUCAAACAUUUAUAAAACUGUUCUUUUUGUUUGGUUGGUUUGAUUUUUUUUUGAAAGCAAUACUUGUAGUACUAGCAGUGAUUUUGAAUUCCUAAUUUUAAAUAUCUAUUUGUAUUGGAGGCAGCAGUUCUGUUGAAUAGAAAAUGGAGUUAAAAUGGAAAGCCUAAUCAAUGUUCAAGUUUUAUUAAUUUGCUUAAAUGAAAAUUAUUAUGAUUGUGUAUUGACAGCUUGCAGUACUGACAGUUUUUAAUUAGUAUUUCUGAGGGUGAGAAUGAGUUCUGUGGGCCACAUUCUGGUGCUAUCUGCACACUACUGUACCUUGUGUUUUGAGUAACCGGGAAUGACUUGGCGUUGUCUGUCUUUUCCUUCCUAUAGGUAAUGCCAAUUCUGAGAACAUAGGUGUGUCUUUUUAGUGAUGAAAAGCUAUCCAAAGCUGUGGGGAGAAGCGCGGGGAGGAGGAAAUAAAAGAAAAGGGGGGUUAAUAUGUGAGUUAAAUUAGCUGCAGGCAGUCCACAUCUUGGAAGAAAAUAACAACCAUAACUGCCUGUGGCAGUUCAGACAUGUAUGACCUGUGUUUGUUCAGCAGGUAUCUUAGUUCUCACUGAUCUUGGCAGGGAUCUGAUCUGAGUGCUUACAGGGUCAGAUUUUGAAUGCAUUAGUUAUUCUAUAACACUACUUCAUUAU